AUGGAGAUCCAAGCAAUCUUCCUCCUCUUCGUCGCCAGUGUAUUCGCUGGCGGCUCCGGCUGGGAAUGCUAUAAGAGAUCUGAGAAAUUCAGAAACGACCAUGCCGAGCUGCCCGAAGGCACGGAUCCGAACUACAUUUUCAGCUAUUGCCCAGAGACGAACGGAUGUUGCGCCGAUGGCAAAACAUGGUACCCUUGCAACAGUACAUGUAUACCGGGACAUCCCUGUGUCGGCCUUGAUAACACUGCUUUUUGCUAA
This is a messenger RNA of Bipolaris oryzae ATCC 44560, 258 nucleotides long. RefSeq lists its product as uncharacterized. The coding region runs from base 1 to 258 and encodes 85 amino acids. The record is from RefSeq and is a predicted model, not a curated record. NCBI's taxonomy places the organism in Eukaryota, Fungi, Ascomycota, Dothideomycetes, Pleosporales, Pleosporaceae. The transcript has 3 exons.